Molecule: messenger RNA, 1767 nt
Organism: Phaeodactylum tricornutum CCAP 1055/1
Lineage: Eukaryota; Bacillariophyta; Bacillariophyceae; Surirellales; Neidiaceae
Exons: 1
Coding region: 1-1767 (588 amino acids)
Biological process (GO): chloride transport; transmembrane transport
Cellular component (GO): membrane
Molecular function (GO): voltage-gated chloride channel activity
Source: RefSeq, a predicted model, not a curated record
AUGUACUUUCGUCCUUUUGUGAUGGUCAUUUGGCAUUCUUGUUUCUUCUUUAUGGAGCUAAUUUGCUCUGUAUCUAGCCUGCCCCCAACAAUAGUCCGGCAUCGUCCUAUGGGUAUUGGCUUGUUGAACGAGCAUCGUCGUAGUCAUCUUCGUCGGACAGCGCGUGACGUGCACUCAAAGGAUUCUACGGGAAAGUACUAUUCAGAUAUAUUGGGCCGGCAAGAACCUAACUUGCCUGAAAAGCAAAUAAGCGACCGUCUAAAGUACGCGGAAGGUAUUCAGGAGGUUCUGGCAAAACCCAUGCACGUGGGGACUUCGCUAAAAUUUCGACCUACUGCGUACGAUUUAUUUCAAGCUGGAAUUGUAGGGAUUUUCACGGGAUUUUCUGUCGCACUGUUCAAGCUUUCAAUCAAUGCCGUGAAGAGCCUGUGUUACCGUCAAAUUUUUUUUCAAACAAACCCAGUCUUGAUGGUCACUGUGCCGGCUAUGGGUGGUGCAGCUGUCGGAGUCUUGAUGCUUCUCGGGGAUUUCCCUCCUGGUCUUCGCGGAACGGUUAUUGAAGUAGAUAAAGAAUCCCAAGGUACCGUCCAGAAGUUGCGAGAUCGUGUACAGACUCAAUUUCGCUUUCUGCGAAAGUCUGCUGCGGCCACUGUCACUUUAGGAACAGGGUGUAGUCUUGGGCCUGAAGGGCCGUGUGUCGAAAUUGGAAUGGAUGUGGCGCGCAGCUGUAUGGAUAUUAGCCGACGCACAGCAGAGCGCCAGCGCCUAUGGAACCGUAUGCUCUUGUCUUGCGGAGCAGCUGCUGGCGUUUCGGCAGGCUUUAACGCACCGAUCGCGGGUACUUUCUUUGCGCUGGAAAUUAUGCACCGAAUGUUUUCUUCAAUUGAUGGUGAGGAAAACGCAGACAAAGAUGCCUCCGCCGGGCUGAGUUCUCUGAACACGGCGACCAUUGCUCCCGUUCUAAUCGCUUCGGUCAUGUCAGCUUUAUGCGCAAGAACUCUACUCGGAGACCAUCUCGUACUAGCCCUAGGCGGUUCUUACUCUCUCAAAAAGCCUCUGAUUGAAUUACCGUUGUACAUGGUUCUCGGGCUCGUAUCCGGAACCGUUUCCUUUGCUUUUAGCCGAGCUGCCAACCUCAGCCAAGCUGUGUUUGUCGGGGAUUAUGGAAGCGAUCGCUUUCGAAUGGGAGUGCGUAGCCUGUCACCUGCGUUCAAGCCCGUCAUUGGUGGCAUUCUUUGUGGGCUCGUUGGAAUCAAGUUCCCGCAAAUCCUUUUUUUUGGAUAUGAUUGCUUGAACCCACUUCUAGCCAACAACUCUUUGCCAACACCCCUACUUCUUUCCCUCCUGGCAGCAAAGAUAUCUAUUACAGCAAUUUCCGCUGGCUCUGGACUAGUCGGCGGCACUUUUGCUCCGUCGCUAUUUUUGGGAGCAGUAACUGGCGCUGCAUUUCACAACAUUGUUUCGAGCAUUCUCUAUUGUGGCCUUGGCCUGAGUGCUGCUUCAGGACCUUUACUUGCCGACGUCCCGGCCUAUGCCAUGGUAGGAGCGGGAUCUGUACUUGCUGCUCUCUUUCGAGCACCUUUGACAGCUUGCUUGCUUCUCUUUGAAGUAACCCGCGACUAUGACGUUAUUCUCCCAUUGAUGGCGAGUGCUGGCUUUGGCAGUGUCUUCGCGGAUGUUUUAGAUGGAAAGUUCAGCAGAGCUCAGAAGAGAAGAAGGCUUCGUCGAGAUAAAGAUGCAGUAUCUUGGGGCGACCUGUCAAGCUAG